AUGGGCGACCACGUCCUCUUCUUCUACGGUGAGCUGUUUGUCCACGACCACUCACUCCGCACGUGCACGUACGCAGUAGAUAAACGUUGCUCGCCUGACGCCUCUCACAUGCCCCAACCAGUCCUUCCAGUAUACCAACUAAAUGAACCACCACAUACACAGACUCAUACUAACAAACGCAAUUCAGGGACCCUGAUGGCCCCGCAAAUCCUCCACAGGGUCAUUCACGGCCGCCCGGAUCCAGAACCGUGGCAAAAGGGCAUGCUCUCGUUCAAGCCCGCCAUCCUGCACGGCUACCGCCGGCACCGCGUUCGCGGAGCCGACUACCCCGGCAUCGUGCCCUGCCCGAAUGAUAUUGAAGAUUCGACAGGAGGACCGGGCAGCGCGUCCGUGCUGGGGACUGUCGUCUCGGGGCUGACGGACGGGGACGUGCACCGGCUGGAUGUUUUCGAGGGGUCGGAGUAUGUUAAGGAGAGGGUGAGGGUGCGGGUGCUGGCGGAGUCGUUGAGUGUGGGUGGGCGGCAGGAGGCGAGCAUUGCGAAGAACCCGGAUCGGCACUUGAAGGAUGUGCUUGAUGCGGCUGGGGCGGAGUUUGCGGAUGAGAGGGAGGAGGUGGAGGCUUUGACGUAUGUUUAUGUGGCUGGACAGGACCGAUUGGAGGAUGCGGAGUGGGAUUUCGAGGCCUUUAAGAGGGAUAAGAUGGCCUGGUGGGUUGAUGCAGAUGAGAGCGAGUGGUGA
Messenger RNA from Aspergillus fumigatus Af293, 738 nucleotides. Its product is annotated as putative disease resistance protein Aig2. The transcript has a single exon. Bases 1 to 738 code for a protein of 245 amino acids. The record is from RefSeq and is a predicted model, not a curated record. NCBI's taxonomy places the organism in Eukaryota, Fungi, Ascomycota, Eurotiomycetes, Eurotiales, Aspergillaceae.